AAAAUUUAAACCGUGCUCGCUAUAUCGGCGGAACAAAGUCCUCUCUCCGGUCUCCCUUCCAGCAUCGUUUACACCAAUGGCCGAGCGGAUCUGCCUUGGCACAGUGAUGUUGCUAUGGAACAUAGUGUCUGAGCAUUCGUUGCCACGACAGUAUAGCGUAAGUCGGCACGUGACGCAACGCAGUGCGACGCGUAGCGCCUAUCGAAGAGUGAUAACCGAUUUUUCGAAAGAAAAUAAAACUCCUUUUUUCCUGCGACGUAGGAAGAAACGAGCCGCGAUCUUUCGCGAGUGCAUAUCCGCGCGGAAAAAUAUGAGUGUUCGCGAACGCCGGUCUCUCGUAUUACUCACGAACGCCUGGUGGACGCGUUGAAAAAAAAAAAACGGUGUUCCACUUGGAGGAGCUGAUUUAGCGAGAUUGGAAUUCGAGUCUGGACCCUUCCAGGUAGUCCUCUCGGCAUGGCGAACAUAGCGACCGCCGGUCUCGAGGUGCACGAGGCGGGUCGAGCGUUGCGCGUGCAAACGGAAGCGCCGCAUCUCGUCUCCAUGGGAAGCGGACGACUGUCGACGGCCGUGACUUUGCAUCCUCUGCCCGAAGGUAAGAUCACGCUGGGAUCAAACCGAGAUGCGGAUAUUUUGGUGGCUGGUACCGGCGUUGAACCCAUACACUGCGCGAUCGAAAACAAUAACGGCGCGGUCACUCUUCAUCCCAUAAACGGAAACACGUCUGUCGAUGGUGUACCGAUAAAUUCACCAGUGAGACUCGCGCAAGGCUGCAUGCUAUCGAUAGGUCGAUCAAACUAUAUGCGCUUCAAUCAUCCAGCCGAGGCUAAGCAUCUACGAUCCGUCCUUCCCCACUCGAGAAUCUCAAUGGCGCCGAUCAGUUUCGCUUUACCCGACAACCAGCCGCAAGAGAAUCAUCACUUGGAGCGAAAGCCGCCAGUCGCGCCGCGAAAAUCUCCGAGGAAUUCCUGCUCCGACGACGAGAUCGGCUUUCUGGGCAAGCUGACUAAAUUCGAGAUGCUGUCGAAGCAAAACAGAAGCAAUUGCGUCUCGCCGAAGGUCUUUCCCGCCGGUGCCCUCACGACGAACGUGCCGGCCGAUCAAAUCCUUGGUCACUCGAGAUCAUCGAGUCUCGUGUCCUUGACGAAAUCUCCAGUGAACGGUAACGUCGAGUCCCCUUCGCAGAACUCGAUCGGUUAUCACGACGAGGCUCGUCAACGAUCGGACCCGCGACUCGGAACGCCGACUCGAUCGAACGCGACGAACCUGCAGUGCCAGAAUCACAAUCAAAUCAGAAUGUACUCGGCGGAAGCAUACCUGAAGACGUGCAAGCCAUGUUACCGCGAUAGUAGCAGCAAGAACGUGCGAUCGCCGUCUCUCGGAAUGACAGCGCCCAAAAUUGUCGCCGCUCGAAGCGGCGACUUGAUGUCUCGAAGUAUGACUUGUCAGAGCGCGAACGAGUUUGAUCAUCUCCCAGACGGGGACUUCAACAUGAGUCAGAGCCUGAUUGUCACGAAAACAACGACCACGGAGUUUCUACAAUUGGAGAACUACGGAUCAAAUCCGAGUAUCUGCAGCGCCGGGGACUCUAAUCCCGCGAUGUGGAGGCCGUCUGUCACUCAGGGUCUCGGCUCGAAUUCGAAUAUUAAGCGAAUUCAACCACCGAGCCCGGCAUUCAAUCGGAAUCCGCGAUAUAGCGAGCAAAAGAGGGUUUACGCGAGAGUCAAGAGUCCUACUCCCAGUGUCGGCAGCAGCUGUUCCCUCGAGGAAUUGAGGGAAAGGCAAGCCGACGCGGAGAACAAACGCAGAGAGGCGGAGACCAAGCGGAAACAAGCGCAGGAAGAGAGGUUAAGAGAGCAAGAGGUCGAGAGGCAAGAGAAAAUGAGACUCGAAGAAAUCUUAGCAAUGUGUGCUGAGUAUGAAAGACAGAGCACUAUCGACAAGCCGAGGCAGCAUAAUCGGAUCAUAACAAAUGGAUCUCUCCCACGUGACAAGAGACCCGGCUAUACCUCACCCUUCGACAGUCCGAAGAGUCCGUCAAAAAAUCAACCGCAUUUCUCCUUCGACAUCGGCAAGCAAACCAGUUUGGGUACUUCGUCUUAUGAAAACGUAUCCGUCCAAAAUUCGAAAGUUAUUUUUCAAAAUGGCAAUUCGCCCUCCAAUCGUAAGGAUCAGUCUGUACAAAUUGAAAAUUAUUUGUGCGACAUUCCCGUUGGAUCGUCGCAUGCAACUACAUCGAACAGUAAUCAAAUGGCAAAGUACUCUAACGCUCACAACACAAAUGGCAGCUAUAAUUUCUCAGGCGCGGUUUCCCGCGGCAGCAAUUACGAAAACGUUAUCAUCGGCAAUAAUAGAAAUAGUUACACCGAUGGAAUCGAUAAUUACAUAAAAGCUGACGACGACACCAAAGGCUUAUCGUCCAUAUAUGGAACAAUUCGACCGAAUGGAACGAAAAUCGAGCAAGCGACGCAAAAUGGAACCGCGAAUCUUUACGAAAAUAUCGCGAUAUCUUCGACGACGCGGAAUAACAAUCAGAAUCAUUCCCUGCCAAAGAAAAACGGCCAGAUAUCGAACUCGUGCGAAAUGAUAGAGAAUAAACUCGCGAUAUCGAACGACGAUCUCCUCGAGGCGAUCGAGCAGCUGUCUAUGCUCUCGAAGCCCAAGGAAGUCUGCGUGAUACCUAAGCGAAACAAUACCGAAAAGGACAACGCAAAGUCCAACGAAGCGAAAGCCGACAAAGAGAGGAAGCAGUUGGAGGAGAAGGACAGGAAGAAAUACAUAGAUUUCUUGCAAAACGAGAAGCUGCACAUACUUGGCAACAUGGAUGUUUUGAAAAGGAGCGUCGCCGAAAUUGAGACUCAAGAAGAAGAAAUUAGUCGAGAGCUCGAAUUGGAGCAGGCGCUAUUAUCCGCGGAAUAUGAAUCGGAAUCUUUAAAGCUCACGCAGGACGAGGGAGAGAAGCUUAAAGUGCAAAUGCGAAUAAACGAAUUGGAAAGAGAAAUGGCAGAGGAUAACGCGACUCAUUCGAAUUUACAAGCAGAAGCGAAACAACGCGUUCAAAAAGCACAGCAAAUUUGUGCUCGACUGGACGAACAAUUAAAUAUUUGCUCGGAUGAAAUUACGCAGCAGAAUAUUGCUGACAAGUUUGCAGCUCAGCAAGAUAUCCUCGAAAGCGAAAGGAAAGCUUUCGAAGACUUAGAGUUUCAUCAUCUCGAGGAAGAGGCGAGCAAAUUGGCUACAAGAGAAGAGCUGCAGAGAUAUUUAAGUGACCUUACAAAUAAAAUCGAAGGCAGAAAAUCGCAAUUGAAUCACUUGGAAUCGCAACGAUCCGAAAUAAAGAAUACGGCGACUAAAGAGGCUAGAUGUCUCGAGAGACAGAAAUUAGGACAUUUAAAGCGAUUAGAAGAAGCUAGAAAUCGAGUACGAGAAAUAAAUGAGGAACUUAGCUAUCUGGCUCAAAACUCUGCUGAAUAUUCUGAGGAAAAACGGUCCCCGAGCAGGGAAGAUUUUGACAGAAUCUCUAGAGUGACAAAUGAUUCUCCUAUCGUAAAUAAUCAAGGCAGUUUGGGAAGAAAGACAAUCGAGUCCCUGAAAGAAAUUGAAAGAAAUCGACAGCUUCAUUUAGCUAAACAAGGAAGUCAAGUAAUCUCGGAAGAAAGACGAAGAGUCGAAGAAUUAAAAAGACGCGUACAAGAUGAAGUUCGCUCGCAAUGGGAAGAGAGGAAAAUGAAUUGUGCGUCUUUUAACAGUGUUGAAUCUGGCGAAGAAUCUUCCAGUUAUUCCACUGGACCAACAGAAAGUGAAUCUAUGAAUAUACACAUAGCGAGAGAAUGACUUCUUGUAUAGAGAUCUAAUCUAAAACUAAAGUAUAGAACUCUUCGAAAGUAACAUUCAAUGUGUACGCCACGUGAGGCUUCGAUAGCUUUAGAGCCGCUACUGAAUGAGAAGCUUGAUAAGUAUUCUUAGUCGCAAAGACUAUUAAAAUUAAAAAGGUCAGUUAUUGGGAACAAGGGAAUGUUUAUAGCCAAGGCCGAGGUUGGCAUAGCAACGAGAUCGGAAUGUUCGAGUAUCGUUCGUGCUGCAUUUAACAUUGUAGAAGAAUUAAAUGCUAUGCCGGUGGUAUCGUCGAACCGGUCUACCGAGUCACUUUGUACUUGUUAGGUUUUAAUAAUACCUGCCUUUCGCGCUAUAGUCGACUAUAGGUCUCGUCUUCUCCUCUCAGUCUCGCGAUGGUCAGAAGCUAGGAAUGUGAUUUUCGAAGUGCACGGUAUUUCUUACAUGAGGAUGUCGAAUGCGCUGAAUUAAAAUUCGCGGAAAUCAGAGUUCACGCUUCAGUUAAUAAUAGCGCUUGCUGAAUCAGUCAGUGAGAAGUUUCAUUUUAAACGUAAAUAAAGUGUAAACACGAUUCGACGAUAUCAACAGAUCUACGAUAUUAUUACGAUAAUAUUGCUCGAUAAUCAAACAAAAAAAUUCUCGAAAAUCAGCUGGCAUCUCACCUUUAAACUCGAAAAUAUGCAUUUUUCAGGCAAAAUAAUUAUUUAAAAAAUUUCUAAGUGUUUUAAUUAUCAGAAUUUUUUGGAAAGACAUAUUGUACAUGCUAAAAACUAUAUGAGAACUGUUCUGGAAAAAAUAGAAUUCUUGAAAAUCGACUGGCAUCUUUAAAUUUGAAAAUAUGCAUUUUUCGGGCAAAAUAAUUAUUGUAAAAAAUUCCUGAGUGUUUAAAUUAUCAAAACUCUUCGAAAAGGCAUUGUAUAUAGCAAAAACUAUAGGAUAACUGUUUUGAAAAAAAAAUGAACUCUUGAUAAUCCUGUAGUAUAUCACCUUUAAGUUCAAAAAUAUGCAUUUUUCGGGCAAAAAAAUUAGUUUAAAAAAUGUCUAAGUGUUUUAAUUCUUAGAAUUCUUUAAAAAGGGAUUGUACAUGCCAAAAAAAACUAUAGGAGAACUGCUUUAGAAUAAGUACUCUCGAAAAUCGACUGGAGUUUCAUUUUGAUGUCUAUUGUAUAUAGGUGUCCGGUUGUCUUUAUUUCAGUUUAAUCAAUAUUAUUUGGCUUUUAAAAGUCUUCUUAGAACUCAUAUAGAACUAUAAAUAUUUUCAAUUCUGAUAAUUACUGAUAAAGAAAAUGUCACUGGACAAAAUAAGACGCUGUGAAGUUGGUGUCUCAGUUUGUCCUAAGGCAUUUUCAUUGCUUUAAUGGUCAGAAUUAUUUGUUUGAGGAGCUCUACAAUUAUUGUAAAUAAAAGAAUCAGAAAUCUUAAUUAUUUAUAAUUAUUUAUAAGUUUCCAAAAUGAGAUGCCAACACACUCAUAAUUGCUAUAUAAUGUUUUAUAUAUUUAUAUUUUUAAUUAAUUAAUUGCUUUGAUAAUUUUAUUCGAUAUUAUUCAGCAUUAAUCAUUACAUUUACGCAAGACGCAAAAGAUAUAAUUUUAUAAUGGAUUUAU
This is a messenger RNA of Nylanderia fulva, 5439 nucleotides long. RefSeq lists its product as uncharacterized. The record is from RefSeq and is a predicted model, not a curated record. Gene Ontology annotation, molecular function: protein binding. NCBI's taxonomy places the organism in Eukaryota, Metazoa, Arthropoda, Insecta, Hymenoptera, Formicidae.